Molecule: messenger RNA, 2182 nt
Organism: Nematocida parisii ERTm1
Lineage: Eukaryota; Fungi; Microsporidia
Exons: 1
Coding region: 1-2043 (680 amino acids)
Source: RefSeq, a predicted model, not a curated record
AUGAAAAGAGCCACAAUUGCGAUACUCGCGCUAAGCCUGCUGCAUGCUAAAAGAGACAGCACGGUUCGAAAACACCCAGCACAGCUUCUGGUUGAAAAUAUUAGAAAUACUGCAAAAUGGUUUGGUGCACAGCUUAAACAAAACAGCCACCUAUACCAAGAUGAUGAUGAAGCCUCUUCAGAGAGGGAGGCCAUUUCCAGAAGAGAAGCCGGCCCUCGGUGCUCGCCCGAAAAUGUUAUUAGAAAACUUCAGGACCAUAUUAAGAACAACGGCACACUAAAUAACAUUCAUAAUUCUAACGACAGAUGCAUAAAUAGCUACUUUGGAGAAAGAGAGAGCUUUAGACCGCAUGACACACACCAUCAUAAUAAAGAUACGUAUGAGCCUGGGUAUAAUCCAAAAAAAGAUGAUGAGCCGGAGCUAAUUUGUGAAUAUCCUUCUAAGAGGAUGCCAGACGGCAAGUGUGUUCCAUUGGCCGACAGCCCUAAAACCAACAGCGGCACAUACCGGCCGCCGUAUGACUACAGUGCACCCCCCACGAUCUCAUACAGUAUGCGCAGUAUAUUACAGAAAGGAGCUGAAAUGUAUAAGAAUGUUGCAGAGAGUCCUUUAGCGAAUGCAAUAUCAAAUUCCUAUCUAGAAAACAAUAAUAGGCCGCCGAAUGAAUACAGCUCUGGAUAUCCAUCGCAUGAUAACGGUUAUAACAACUCCAACAACUGGAACAGCUCAAAUAGCUGGAAUAAUACACCUCCACAUGAAGACUACUCAACUUCACCAGGAACCACUAUUCUUCCAAUGUACUGCUCUCUUUCUUCUAAUAAGAUAGUUCCCUACAUUAUUUCUUAUGGCCCUCCCGAUAAAAGUAAGAAGCGAAUGUUUGUCAACUUUCCAACAUCAGAAACACUUCGUGAUGAAAACAACAGUGGAAGUCCACUAAAAAAGCUAAAUGUAACAGAUACAGUUUUAACAAGCCCACUUACCUUGGCAUCUCUCACAGAUAUAGCAUCAAAAAUUCAAAUGGAAACUUCUUCAAGCAAAAUUAUUCACAUAACAAUCAAUGACACUCCAAUUAUUCGGGUAAGCCAGGAGCACCUGCUCCAUCCCAUGUGCACAGAUGGCACUUUAUGCCUAUUGGAAAGCAAAUGCAUGUCUACAUCAGACACCACCUGCGAGAACUACAAAGUAUGCGCUCCUCCUACGAUUCAAGGCUUUAUUAAAUCCAUACCGGUAAAUUACAAAAAUGAAAAGACUUCUAUGGUAGUGUAUAGUGCUCUAAAAAAAGAAUUUAGCAUAGAGCGACUAUUCAUUGAAAACCAGCAGAUCCAUCCACAUAAUAUAGAAUAUAUAAGCAUAGAAGCGAAUCUUCUGGAGAAUUCGCCUGUUUCCGCUGAAGUAGUUAAAAAAAUACAGAGUGCAAUUCUGGAAUCACGACAGCACACUCCUGGCUCAGCAAGGCCUGGCCGUGCCUCCUUCCUUAUUGAAUCAAAUAACUCCCGUGGUUUUAUUAUAUUUCUGCUAAUAAAACAGAUUUUAGAAGACAACGAACACCAUGCCAUUACAGAGACCAUAAAGGCCCAGAUGCGGAAUGUAUAUAUGCAAAUAUUCAAAAAUGAAAUACAGUCAGAUUUAGCAGCAAGCACUGUAACAAAGGACAUAGAUGCCCUUGUGACUGUACUAAAUGAAUCUACCUCAUCCAUCGGAAACCAUUUCGCCAACCAAGGAUCAGCACAGCCUUAUCCGUAUACACAAAACAACAGCUAUCCAGGAAGCUAUCCACAGCAGAAUAAUAUGCCGCCAUACAGUAAUGGGUAUCCAAAUAACUACCCGAAUCCAAAUGCACAAAGUACAGGUAACAGUGGAUACAAUCCAUCUGGCCCAUAUAACAACCCGCCCACAGGAAAUCAAAUGCCUAACGGAAGCUACCCUGCUAACUAUCAAAGAAACAAUCAUCCUAACAACUAUGGGUAUAACCCAAAUAAUAUGAAUCAGCCUAAUCAAAAUUAUCCAGAUAACUAUAGACAAAAUAACAAUUACAAUAGAUAGAUCUAGCCUGAAAUGCCAUUACAUUAUUAACACAGACUCAUUCAGUGAUUUUUCAAGCCUCAUCUAUUUUGUAUGAACUCCUACUAAUACUGUCUAUCUUUAUUCUGAACAGAACUCUUAUUCUUCACUGUCACUAUAU